Amphimedon queenslandica is the source of this 2951-nucleotide messenger RNA. Its product is annotated as staphylococcal nuclease domain-containing protein 1-like. The record is from RefSeq and is a predicted model, not a curated record. NCBI's taxonomy places the organism in Eukaryota, Metazoa, Porifera, Demospongiae, Haplosclerida, Niphatidae. Gene Ontology annotation, molecular function: RNA binding; nuclease activity. Bases 122 to 2926 code for a protein of 934 amino acids. The transcript has 27 exons. Gene Ontology annotation, biological process: mRNA catabolic process; regulatory ncRNA-mediated gene silencing. Gene Ontology annotation, cellular component: RNAi effector complex; nucleus; cytosol.
CCAAUUUUAUGGGCAGGGCUACCUCUCUCUUUGUCCUAAACCACGUGUUUGUUUGGAUUCUCUUUCUUUCUUUCUUUAUAUUUAUUUAUUUUUUCAAAGAUUACAGAGCUUUAUCAUAGUCAUGGCACAGCCUCAAAGCACUCCGCAGGUUCACAGAGGUAUCAUUAAAAUGGUUCUUUCGGGUGAUAUGGUAGUUAUUCGAGGACAGCCAAGAGGAGGCCCUCCACCCGAGAGAACUCUAGCUCUCUCGUAUAUAACUGCACCUAAACUGGGUAGAAUGGGAAGAGGAGGAGGAGGAGAAGGUGCCUCUGCUGAGACUAGUACCUCCGAUACUAAAGAUGAACCGUUUGCGUGGCAUUCCAGGGAGUUUCUUCGUAAGCUUUUGAUUGGAAAAGAAGUUCAGUUUGCGAUUGAUCACAAAACCAGCAGUGGGAGAGAAUACGGGAUCAUUUGGACAAACAAAGAUGGAGAGAAGGUUAAUGUCGCUGAGCUAAUGGUGAUUGAAGGUCUGGUUGAAGUGAGACAGAGCAACGUACGACCAUCAGAGGAACUGACCAAGUUAAUACAACUUGAAAGUGAUGCCAAAGUCAAUGGAAAGGGGAAAUGGACAAAGGCACACUCAAAUGAUGCUGUAAGGAAAGUCAACUGGUCAGUUGAUAAUGUUCGUCAAUAUGCUGACAAGUAUCACGGCAAACAGCUGGAAGCUGUCAUUGAGCAUGUACGUGAUGCUUGUACUGUGAGGGCUAUUGUCAUUCCCUCGUUUGAUGUAUUGACGGUAGCUAUGACUGGAAUAAAGUCUCCUUCCUUUAAAAGAGACGGUGACAAAGAAGUUCCAGAGCCUUUUGCAGAGCAAGCCAAGUUCUUUACCGAUUCCCGUCUCCUUCAGCGUGACGUUAAGCUACUCAUUGAAGGAGUCAGCAGUCAGAAUAUUGUACUUGCCACCAUCAUACACCCAGCUGGUAACAUUGCUGAGUUAUUGCUACAGGAAGGCUUUGCCUGGUGCGUUGAUUGGUCAAUGUCAAUGGUCACCAAAGAUAGAGACAAACUGAGAGCAGCUGAAAAACAAGCAAAGGCUAAUAAGUUAAGAUACUGGAAGGAUUAUCAGCCCAAGCCUCAAGUUACAUCAUCAUCUGCUUCUUUGCCCUCAAACAAUUUCUCAGGAAAAGUUGUUGAGGUUGUUAAUUCCGAUGCUGUAGUCCUCAAGACUGAUAAAGGACAGUAUCAGAAAGUGUUCUUCUCUAGUUUUCGUCCUCCAAGGAAAACUGAAGACUCAUCUGAGCAGCAACAGGGUUCUAAAUCAGAGCGUCCAAGACCGCUGUAUGACGUCCCCUUCAUGUUUGAGGCCCGAGAGUUCCUCCGUAAGAAACUGAUAGGGAAGCGUGUGAGUGUAGCCGUGGACUACGUGAAACCAGCACAGGAUCAGUUCCCCGAGAGGAUAUGCUGUACUGUCACCAGGGAAGGAGUUAACAUUGCUGAAGCAUUGGUGAGCAAGGGACUUGGAACCUGCGUCAAGCAUGGACGGAACGAUGACCAGCGCUCGUCUCACUAUGAUGAUCUGUUGAGCGCUGAGAACAGAGCUAUCAAGAACAAGAAAGGAGUCCAUGGAAAGAAGGAAACAUCAAUGCAUCGUGUAGCUGAUAUAUCAGGAGAUCCUUCAAAGGCCCGACAGUUCCUUCCAUUUUUACAGAGGGCCGGUCGCACUACUGCUCUUGUUGAAUUUGUAGCCUCUGGCUCUCGAAUGAAACUAUACUUACCAAAGGACACUUGUCUCAUUAAUUUCAUACUAGCUGGUGUUAGUUGUCCAAGGGCUGGUACCAAUUCUGACAAACAAAGACAGCAGCAGCCAGCAGAGCCGUAUGGACAGGAGGCAAUGAACUUCACCAAAGAGCUGAUACUGCAAAGAGAAGUUGAUGUUGAAGUGGAGAACUGCGAUAAAGGUGGGAAUUUUAUCGGAUGGAUGUUUGUUGAUGGACGAAACCUGGCUGUAUCACUAGUAGAAGAGGGAUACUGUAAAGUCUUAGGACAGGCCGAACGCUCUCAAUACUCCCGUCAGCUGUACGGAGCUGAAGAAACAGCACGGGCAGGACGGAAGAGAACAUGGGAAGGAUACACUGAGCCUGUGGUGAAGGAGGAGGAUGAGGAAGAGGAGGAGGGGCUGGAGGUGGAGCCAGCCGGUGGAGACUCUAAAGCAACUGAUAAUAAUGGAGGGAAUAAAGUACAACCUGCCGAUCGUAAAGUGGACUAUAGAAAAGUUAUUGUGACUGAAAUUGAGAGUGGAACUCAUUUCUGGGCUCAAGAUGUUGACAAAGGUCCUCAGUUUGAAACCAUGAUGAAGCAGCUUAGAUCAGACUUUGAGGCCACGCCCCCUCUAGCCGGCUCUUUCAAUCCUCGCAAAGGCUCCCUCUGCGCAGCAAAGUUCACCGACGGACUUUGGUAUAGAGGUCUAAUAGAGAAAGUUGUAUCACCCAAAGAAGUUCAAGUUCUUUUUGUUGAUUUUGGAAAUAGAUUGAGUGUAUCUUCUGAUAAACUGGCAUUACUUCCACCAAAUUACACCAGUCAGCCAUCAUUAGCAAAGGAGUAUCACUUGGCUUGUAUCCAGUUACAUUCUGACGAUGAAUGGGCACAAGAAGCAAUGAGUGUAUUUCAAAAUGAAGUGGAUCAGACUACUCUAUUGAAUGUAGAGUACAAGUUACAGGGAAUGGACUAUGUAACAUUGAAGUCGGCUCAAUCUGAUCAAGACAUAGGAGAGAAACUGGUAGAAGAUGGACUGGCUUCUGUGACAAGACGAAAAGACAGGAAGCUACAGUCGCUGAUCACUCGUUACAUUGAGGCUGAGGAUAGAGCAAGGAAGAGUCACGUAAAUAUAUGGCGAUACGGAGAUUUUCGAGAGGACAAUGCGAUAGAAUUUGGAUACAAGCGUCAGUGAGGGCAUCCUUGUGUUUACGAGAGAA